CUCUCCUGCUGCAGCGAUGGCGUCUGCUGAUGUGAGACAGGAGCUGGACUGUUCCAUCUGCCUGAGCAUUUAUACAGAUCCUGUAACCCUGAGAUGUGGCCACAACUUCUGCCGGGUCUGUAUUGAUCGUGUGCUGGAUACACAGGAGGGGGCUGGAGCUUAUACCUGUCCUGAAUGCAGAGCAGAGUGUCAGGAGCGUCCUGCACUGCAGAGGAACAUAACGCUGUGCAACAUAGUGGGGAGUUUCCCGUCUACUCGGCCAGAUCAGGAGGAGACUGGGAUCUUCUGCACUUACUGUGUGGACUCUCCUGUACCUGCUGCUAAAUCCUGUCUGCUGUGUGAGGCUUCUCUGUGUGAUAAACACCUGAGAGUACACAGCAAGUCACCAGAGCACGUCUUAUGUGAUCCCACCACUGCCCUGGGGAACAGGAAAUGCUCCGUCCAUAAGAAGGUCCUGGAGUAUUACUGCACUGAGGACGCUGCCUGUAUCUGUGUGUCCUGCUGUCUAAUCGGGGUACACAGAGGACAUCAGGUGGAGUCUCUGGAUGAGGCCUCUGAGAAGAAGAAGGAGAAGCUGAGGAAUGUUCUGCAGAAACUGACCACAAAGAGAGCUGAGACUGAGAAAAAAGUCCAGAGUCUGCAGGAGUGCAGGAGAGGACAUCAGGAGAAAGCAGCGGGUGAAACAGAGACAGUCACUGCCCUGUUUAAAGACAUCAAGCGACAGCUGGAAGACCUGGAGAAGAGAGUCCUGAUUGAGAUCUCCAGACAGGAACAGCGCGUUUCACUUUCAGUCUCUGAUCUGAUCCAGCAGCUGGAAAUAAAGAAGGACGAGCUGUCCAGGAUGAUGCAUCACAUUGAGGAGCUGUGUAACAUGUCUGAUCCAGUGACUGUCCUAAAGGAACCAGACACAGGGGACUUGUGUGAUACUGAGGACACAGAGGGACAUGAUAACCAGGUCCGUGGUUUAGGAGAUCUGGAUGUGGGUCUCAUCUCAGGGACAUUACACACAUUAUCUGAUAUAAUAACAGGUAUAAAUAUAGGGAUCUAUGUGCAGGAGGCUGCAGACGUAUUACUGGAUGUUGAUACAGCUGGUGAUACAGAAUCUGAUAUAAUAACAAGUAUAAAUACAGGGAUCUAUGUGCAGGAAGCUACAGACAUAUUGCUGGAUAUAACCACAGCUGGUAAUAAUGUACAGAUAUCAGGUGACAGGAAAACUGCAUCUGGCACAGAUAUAAACCAGUAUCGCCCAGUAACACCAGAGAGAUUUCAGUGUAAUCAGGUAAUAAGCACCAGGACAUUCUCCUCAGGGCGACAUUACUGGGAGGUGGAUGUCAGUAAGUCAGUGUACUGGAGGGUGGGGAUGUGUUAUCCCAGUAUAGGCGGGAGAGGACGUGAUUCACUCGUUGGUAAUAAUAACAAGUCCUGGUGUCUGUGUAGGAAUAAUAAUCAGUACUUCGAGAUACAUGAAAGGAUACAGACCCAAUUACCUGACAAUAUCCGCUGUGACAGAGUGAGGGUGUAUCUGGAUUAUGAGGCAGGACAGAUGUCCUUUUAUGCUCUGUGUGACCGGAUCAGACACUUACACACCUACACUGCCACCUUCACUGAGCCCCUCCAUGCUGCUUUAGGUGUAUGGGGAAGAGCUUGUAUUACUAUAUCUGGAUGAGUCAGGAGUUGUGAGGAAUUACACUAAGACAUCUUCCCAGAAAUUGGUGAUGACACAGGUGUGUGUGUGUGUGUGUGUGUGUGUGUGUGUGUGUGUGUGUGAGAUAUGAUUGAUGGGACACUUAUCCAAUAGAGAGAUGUAAUGGGUGGAGCUACAGCUCCUGCUUUGUGUAACCAGGAGGUAAACAUACCACAGGGCAGAGCCGGACCUAGGCCUAGGCAAACUAGGCAAAUGCCUAGGGGCACAUGCAGCUUCUGCUGAUUAAAAUGAUAUGCGGCAUGCCUAUAUUCUGUGUGCGACUGCGGCUGUAUUUGCAUACUGCAUGCU
Molecule: messenger RNA, 1993 nt
Organism: Pseudophryne corroboree (corroboree frog)
Lineage: Eukaryota; Metazoa; Chordata; Amphibia; Anura; Myobatrachidae
Product: E3 ubiquitin/ISG15 ligase TRIM25-like
Exons: 1
Coding region: 17-1666 (549 amino acids)
Molecular function (GO): protein binding; zinc ion binding
Source: RefSeq, a predicted model, not a curated record